Molecule: messenger RNA, 2949 nt
Organism: Entrophospora sp. SA101
Lineage: Eukaryota; Fungi; Glomeromycota; Glomeromycetes; Entrophosporales; Entrophosporaceae
Source: the annotation of a GenBank genome assembly
AUGAUUACCAAAAAAACAAACGAAAACGGACAUGAAAAAAACGAGGAGCAAGAACAAGAUGACGAAGAAUUAAUUACACCAACUCGAACAAAUCUUAAAACAAUCUUGGAAGAAAAAGCAUUUAACAAAAACAAUAACGAAAAAAUAACCUUAGAAGGUCGUGAUGAUAGCAGUAGUGGCGGCAGUAAUUUAAUUACUGACAAUAUAUUAAAGAGAAGACCUUCUGCGCCUUCUAAACUAAAUGUUGAUACUAUAAAAAUUGAUCAAACAAAUUACAAUAAAACUAAGACCAACAAUAAUAUUGCCACAAAAACAAUUUCUACGUCGACACCUACAUCUCCGGUACUUUCUUUAGUGUCUCCAAAAAUAAUGAAAUUACGUCGUAAAUGGAAUCCUAAAACUAAUGGAUUAAAACCAGCUUCUCCUUUAAAUUCUUUGCCAAGAAAUGAACUUGAUAAAGAUUUACUAGCAAGAUUGGAACAACAAAAUUCUCAAUUACCUCCUCAAGGUUCGGCUGAAUUUUUGCUUGCAAGACUAGAAAAACAAAAUGAAUUGUUGGACAAAGAUCCUAAAUCAGUCAUUGACGAUGCAUCACAAUUGAAAUUAUUGUUAGAAGAACUUGCUAAUAACGACGAUUUUAUUAUGACGGAGGAAGAUAAAUCAAAGAUAAAUGAUUGGGAUUUUUGGUCUGCUCUGAUUCAAGAUUAUCCAUCCGUCGCAACCAAGUUGCCACAUUUACUUGCUGCUAAAUUACAAAAUGGCUGUCCGCCGAAACUAAGAAGUCUAAUCUGGCAAUCAAUGUCUCAAGCCUCCUCCACGUAUUUAGAAACAAUGUACGAGCAACUUUUGCCUGAAUCAUCUCCAUAUGAACGUAUAAUCCAACGUGAUCUGGCAAGAACUUUUCCUCACGUCGAAAUGUUUAAGGAAGAAAAUGGCAAAGGUCAAACCAUGCUAUGGAAUGUUUUGAAAGCCUACAGUCUUUAUGAUCCAUUAGUUGGCUAUUGUCAAGGUCUUGGCUUCUUGGUUGGUCCAUUGUUGAUGAAUAUGAAUGAGACUCAGGCAUUUUGUGUAUUUGUUAGACUAAUGGAAACUUAUGAUAUGAGAACAAUGUUCACGCUCAACAUGGAAGGCCUUCAACUAAGGCUCUACCAAUUUUCAUCUCUGCUAACCCAAAUCCUACCAAAACUCCAUGCUCAUUUCCAACUACAUGCUGUUCAACCAGCAAUGUUUGCAUCUCAAUGGUUUUUAUCACUGUUUGCUUACACUUACCCUCUACCGUUGAUUAUGAGAAUUUAUGACGUAGUGUUUGCUGAAGGCGCUCCUGAAACUAUUAUGCGGGUGGCCAUUGCAUUGUUGAAAAAGAACGAGGAACGAUUGCUGUCAUUUGGAGAAUUUGAAGAUUUGUUGGAUUUUUUAACUUCAAGACUUUACGAAUCUUAUGACAAUGAGCCUACAGGCCUGAUUAAAGAUGCAAUGGAAUUAAGUACUGCAAUCACCAAGGCAAAAUUAGAUCAAUUGGAUGAAUGUUAUGUUAAAGAGCUAGAGGAACAGAAGAAGCGAGCAGAGAAAUUGGUGGCAGUUAGAUUUAACGGAAGAUUUACAAUUGGUAAUAAUAAACAGUCCACCAAACACGAAAAGAAGAAAGAUAACAUUAAAAUUACCAAUAAUGCUACUAAUGAAGUUAAGAAACAUGAAAAGUCUAAACGUUGGUCUUUUACCAAUUUGCCAACCUCAAGAAUAUCUUUUAAUAAUAACAAUAGCAGCGGUAGCGAUAGUGUUAGCAGCAUAAGUAGUAUAACAAGUGAUAUUUCCAUCUCAUCAACUGACAACACUUCCUUCUCACCAAUCACCACAAACAAUUCAAGCGUACUGCACCAACAAAUAGAAGAUUUGGUGACUGCAUUAUCUGUAUUGCAAAAAGAACAUGUGGAUAUUACUGCACAAUUGGUAUCUAUUAAAAUGGAAAAAAUGGAUUUGGUCACCGAUAAUGAAAAUCUAAAGAAUCGACUUAGAGGUCUCGAAAAAGAAAAUAAAAGAAUAUCUUCAACGUUUUCAAUUAGUUCUGUUUCUUCAUUGUCGUCAUUAGAUAACAAUAAAAGGAACUCGUUGCCAAAAUUAUCACCUAGAAGAACUUCAUCGGAAGAUCCAGACAUUACACCACGUCCUUCAACUGAAUUAACGAUUUCACAUAAAGGAAUAACCAAAGUUGAAACCGACGCUGCUGCAAAACAAAAAGGGAAAAAAGUUUCAGAAAGAAGAUCAUCAGAAUCAGAUGUAGUCAAAAAUCCACAACGUAUUCCAUUAAUACCAAGUUUUGCUUCAAUGCCAAACGAAAUAACUGAUGAAUUAGUACAAACCAAAAUGGAAAAGUUCGAUUUAAUGCAGGAGAAUGAUGAAUUGAAUAGAAGAAUUGAAGAGUUACAAAGCUCUUUGGAGAUUUCUGAUGAGGCGCAAACCAAAUUAAAAGAAAAGAAUUCGUUUUUGCGUGAAGAAAUCGAGAGACUUAAAAAACGUAAAGUAUCGAAAGAUGCUAAAGAACUUAAAACUGUCAAAAAACAAAAUCAAAUUAUUAUUGAAACAACAACAACUACUACAGAUGAUGAUGAGGCAUCAUCAAAUUCGCAGGGUUAUCAAAUGGUUUCAAUAACAUGUAAUGGUAAAGAUUGUGAAGCAAGUAAACAAUUAAAAGGUUUGGAACAAGAUUUAAUAGAUGUUAAAUUGAAAUUGGCAGAAAGUGAAGGAUCAAAGGAUAUUCUAGCCUCUCAAUUGGACAGUUUAAGGUCAUUGGUAAAUACCCUCACUGAUAAUGAAUCUAACGAUGAUAAUAAUAAUAGUCGCUUUAUUACUAGGCAUAAAUUUAAUAGUUGUAAUAGUAGAGCAAAACCAGAUAAAAGAACAAGAACUUCUAGCAUUUCAAUUGCUUCAUUUUUUGGUGGUGGCGGAUCGUAA